This is a messenger RNA of Arabidopsis thaliana (thale cress), 1648 nucleotides long. RefSeq names its product IQ-domain 12 (gene IQD12). Gene Ontology annotation, cellular component: plasma membrane; nucleus. Bases 259 to 1473 code for a protein of 404 amino acids. The record is from RefSeq and is marked reviewed. NCBI's taxonomy places the organism in Eukaryota, Viridiplantae, Streptophyta, Magnoliopsida, Brassicales, Brassicaceae. The transcript is spliced from 4 exons.
AAGAAAGAAAAGAAUGUAUGAAUUUAUAAAGUGAUUGGUUAAGAAGCAAAAGAAAAAGGAGAGUUAGGGGUUUGAACAAGUCAGUAAUCAUAUAGAUAGUGAAAGUGACAGUUGGAAAAGGUGAGAGAGAGAGAGGAUCAUCACUAUAUUUAGACAUCACUUGAAAUCAUCUCUUCACAAGUGUCUGAAUCUCCCACAUCAUCUUUCUUCCUGAUUCUCAUCAUUUGGUUUGUGUUCGUUCAUAGAGAACUCCAUCUAAUGGCGAAGAGGAGGUCGUGGUUCGGUUGGAUGAAAAGACUAUUCAUCUGCGAGGCCAAAGCAAGAGCAGAGAAGAAGCCAAGGAGAUUGAGAUGGGUGUUUAAAAGGCUGAAGCUGAGACCGCAGCUUGCCACUUGUGGGCAAGAGACAAGGACUUUGAACGAAGCAACACAGGAUCAGAGGAAACAUGCAAUGAAUGUAGCCAUUGCCACGGCUGCAGCAGCUGAGGCAGCGGUUGCAGCCGCCAAGGCAGCUGCUGAGGUUGUCCGGAUGGCGGGAAACGCCUUCACAUCACAACAUUUUGUCAAGAAGCUCGCUCCCAAUGUGGCUGCUAUCAAGAUUCAGAGUGCAUUCAGGGCUUCUCUGGCCAGGAAAGCGUUGCGGGCGCUUAAGGCACUUGUAAGGCUUCAAGCAAUUGUGCGUGGCCGAGCUGUUAGGCGAAAGGUUUCUGCUUUAUUGAAGUCUUCACACUCCAACAAAGCUUCAACAUCAAACAUCAUCCAGAGACAAACAGAGAGAAAGCAUUGGUCCAAUACCAAAUCUGAGAUCAAAGAGGAGCUUCAGGUAUCGAACCAUUCGCUGUGUAACUCAAAGGUGAAGUGCAAUGGUUGGGACAGUAGUGCUCUCACGAAGGAAGAUAUAAAAGCCAUAUGGUUGAGGAAGCAAGAAGGUGUGAUCAAGCGCGAUCGUAUGUUGAAAUACUCCCGGUCUCAACGGGAGAGAAGAAGUCCUCAUAUGCUUGUGGAGUCACUGUACGCUAAGGAUAUGGGGAUGAGAAGCUGUCGGCUGGAACAUUGGGGUGAAUCCAAGUCUGCAAAAUCCAUCAACUCAUUUCUCAUUCCAAGUGAAAUGCUUGUCCCUACAAAAGUAAAGCUUAGAUCUUUGCAGAGACAAGACUCUGGUGAUGGACAAGACUCUCCAUUUUCUUUCCCAAGGAGAUCUUUCAGCCGUUUGGAGCAGAGUAUAUUGGAAGACGAGAGCUGGUUUCAAAGAUCCAAUGGUUUCCAGCCGUACAUGAGUGUGACAGAGUCUGCAAGGGAAAAGAUGAGAUCACUGAGCACACCAAGGCAACGUGUAGGGAUCAUGGAUUCUUUGUUUGAUAACUACAAGAAGGAUGGGGAUAAAGUCUCUCUCUGGUCUACUUUUGUCUGCGAAAAUAGUAAGAUCAACAACGCUAAGAAGUCGUCUCUGACCACAUAUCAACAUAAUUGUUGAAUCUUGAACAUUCAUGUCACUUUAUUUCUUUGGUUUUCCCAGUUGUUUUGUUAUUUGGAUCUCAUAUCUCAUGUGCUUUAUAGAUAUGGUUAUGAAGAGGUCAAUUUUUUGGUGUUUGAUGUCUUGCUUCUGUUCAUUUCUGUUCAAGAUCCUCCUAAAUAUACUUUGGUUCUGA